Seriola dumerili (greater amberjack) is the source of this 2242-nucleotide messenger RNA. RefSeq names its product bromodomain-containing protein 3-like. Gene Ontology annotation, cellular component: chromatin; nucleus. The record is from RefSeq and is a predicted model, not a curated record. The coding region runs from base 228 to 1925 and encodes 565 amino acids. NCBI's taxonomy places the organism in Eukaryota, Metazoa, Chordata, Actinopteri, Carangiformes, Carangidae. The transcript is spliced from 11 exons. Gene Ontology annotation, biological process: chromatin remodeling; regulation of DNA-templated transcription.
AAGAAGAAGAGGCAGCAGGCGGAGGAAACUUCUCAGUUCGUGGCUUCAACGUUGGUCUAACGGUUACCUUGUUUGGUGUGACAACUAUGUAUGAAUCUGGCUGGUGUUCUCUCAGAGAUUUGGAAGAGCUGACUGACAAAAGCUACAGAAUUCACAGAAGAUAACAGAAACCAGCAGAGCUUGUGUGUUCAUUUCUUGAAGACCAGUUGCUUUUGGCUGCCACCACCAUGUCAGCAGAGAUAGAACCAGUUCCUCCACAGGUUGUGAAUCCGCCGCCUCCUGAGGUAACCGACCCCAACAAGCCGGGCCGAAGGACCAACCAGCUGCAGUUCAUGCAGAAUGUAGUGAUCAGAUCCCUGUGGCGGCACCAGUUCGCCUGGCCUUUCUACCAGCCUGUCGAUGCAGUUGCUCUUGGACUACCUGAUUAUCAUACGAUAAUAACGUCUCCCAUGGACAUGGGAACCAUCAAGAAGCGACUGGAGAACAACUACUACUGGAGCGCAAGUGAAUGUAUGCAAGAUUUCAACACCAUGUUCACCAACUGCUACAUAUAUAACAAGCCUACAGAUGACAUAGUACUGAUGGCCCUCGCCUUGGAAAAAAUCUUCUUGCAGAAAGUUUCCCAGAUGCCUCAAAGGGAAGUGGAGGUUUUACCUCAUGCAGCCAAAGUGAGGGGCAAAAAAAGUAGCACUCCAGGUGGGCCGGAUGGAGCUGUGACAACAGAAACAGCCACAAAAAAGAAAGUGCUGAAAAGGAAGGAGGAGGCAACCACUGAUUUGUUGCCAGGAGUCCUCAUAAACAAUUUGAGUGAUAUAUCAGAAAGCAAGAGGAGACGUGAAAGCUCAGGCCGAGCUGUCAAUCCUUCUAAGAGUGGCUUUGAAGAAAAGGAGUUGUCACAACAUGAAACUGAACAGGGCAGACAGAGCGAGCAGCUCAAGUACUGCAGCGAAAUCCUGAAGGAAAUGCUCUCGAAAAAGCACACAGCCUACGCCUGGCCUUUCUACAAGCCUGUCGACGCUGAAGCUCUGCAACUUCACGAUUACCAUGACAUCAUUAAAUACCCCAUGGACCUCAGCACUGUUAAAAAAAAGAUGGAUGGAGGAGAGUACCGGGAUGCACAAGGUUUCGCUGCAGAUGUUAGGUUAAUUUUCUCUAACUGCUACAAAUACAACCCUCUGCAUCAUGAUGUCGUAACAAAGGCCAGAAAACUUCAGGGCGUGUUUGAGAAGAGGUUUGCAAAGAUGCCAGACGAGCCUGUGGAGUUGAUUUCACCAGUGAGCGCCACGUCCACUAAGAGUGCCAGUUUCAGUGGGAUAAGUGGCAACAGUUCAUCCAGUGGGGACAAAUCAGACUCAGCAGAGGAGCACGUCACCCGCCUUGCUGAGUUGCAAGAACAGGUGGGUGCAGAACAGCUCAAAGCUGUUCAUGAACAGCUUGCUGCACUCUCUGAAUCCCCUGUGAUUAAACCAAAGAAGAAAAAUGAAAAGAACAAGAAAAAGGACAACAGUAAAGGCAAUACAUAUUCCAAAAGUGAUUCACAUUUCAGGCAGUCAUGGAAGGAAAACAAAGACUGGGAAUCAGAUGAUGAAUCUCUGCCGAUGACGUAUGAUGAAAAGCAGCAGCUGAGCCUGGACAUUAAUCGCUUACCUGGCAUGAAGCUGGGUCGCGUGGUGCACAUUAUUCAGACACGAGAACCCUCAAUGUGUGACACCAACCCAGACGAGAUCGAGAUUGAUUUUGAGGUUCUGAAGCCGUCCACUCUGCGGGCGCUGCAGCGAUAUGUCAAGUCUUGUCUGUAUCAGAAGUUUAAGAAGUUUCAAAAGAAAAGCAGUCAGGCUGCGUCCCAAAACAUCAGCAGCAGCAGUUCUUCAGAUUCUGCCACGAGCAACUCCAGUGACUGCAGUUCAGACAACAGUGACUCCUAAUAACUGUAUUGUUUUUAUUUAUUUCUUUUGUGACCAAAAAAGAGUUCUUAAAAAAUGUUAAACAUGUUUAUUUUUGUAUUUGUUAAAUGUUCACUGUGUUGGACAUCAAACUUCCCACACAAGGUUUUUGUAUUCAGUGUGGCUUCUCUCACUUUUCUUUAUAAAUCACAAUAUCCAUCACUGGUGUUUUUUUUAUCAGACACUAUAGAUCCACAACACAGCCGGAUGCCAUACUGCUGGAGUUGAGGUGUAUUUCAUAAAAUCUGAGUUUCAACCAAUAUCCUGUUUCUGUAAUUCAUGUUCCCCAUACUAUUUAA